AUGACGCUGCGCGACGGUGCCGUGGACCUGUGGGCGAUGGCCGCGGAGCUGGAGCGGCAGUUCGCCGGGUACAAGCAGCGCCUGGCCUCCUCCGGGAGGAUCAGCAGCCUCGUCGACGUCGACGACGACGCCCACGUCCUCGCCCUCGACCCCGCACCCGAUGACGACGCCGGUGGCGGUGUCGUGGGCAACGGCCGCGUCGAGGAGGAGGAGGAGGACGCGGCGGUCGGAGGCGUGCGGGGGAGGAUGUACGAGGCGUACACGCGGCGGCGGGACGAGCGGCUGCGCUCUGUUUGGCGCGCGCGCAUGGAACGCAAGGAGGCUGAGGUCAUGGCGCUCUGGGCGCAGCUCGACGCCCGCGCCGGGCCCGGACGCGGCGGCGCUGGCCCGGCCACCGCGGAGGACGACGGCGCGGCCGGAGAGCAGGAAACCGAGGGCGGCGGCGAGAGGAGAAGGAGCUCUGACGUGGCUGCUCCGGGCAUGGUCUCCGGCAAGAAGCACCCGCGCACCAGGAGGAGCUUCUCGUCGGCCAACCUGGUCAAAAGCACCCGCCCUGACGUCGGGAUACGGCGCGCGGUCUCGCAGGAACCACCCGAGCCACCGGCAGGCACUGACGACGGCGCCGGCAGGAAGCACGGCCACCGAGCCCGGCCAGUGACCGGCGCCGCGCCGAAGCGCAAGGCCUUGUCGGGGAGCAAGAGCGCCUCGACGAAGGGGCACGGCUCACUCAGGCAGGCUGGCCCGAAGCCGAAGCCGCCGCGCAGCUUCCCCCGGCCGUCCAGCUCCGGCGGCAUGGAGGUUGUCAGGGAAGCAGCGCUGCCGCAGAACGCGAACGUGGCUGCACCGAUGAGCGACCUUGGUGCUGCUUCCGACAUUGGUGAAGCUCAGAAGGCUUCUUCCCGAAUACCGUUCUUGGCGUGUGACAAUGGCACUGUCACCGAGAACGCGCGAGCCGCUUCGCCGGCAUCAGAUGGCGGCGAGGUAGUGGACAGUGCAGCUCCAGCAGUAGAUGGCGACGAACCUGAAGCGAAGAAUGGAGAGCUCGCCAGCGACCUGGAGAGACGCGAUGCCGAGGAGAUCGUGGUGCGGUCGCCGGAGGCGAAGCUUGGUAACGGAGAGAUCACCAGCGACUCGGAGACCGAGCCGAGCUACGUCUUCAUCAAGAAGAAGGCCGUCGUUGAGGAGGAGGAAGCCGCGAGGCUCUCUGACGCAUUGGCUGGACCAGGAUCUGAUGAACCACAUAUCCAGGUCAGGAAUGGCACAGACGAGGUGCCGACGGCGGCGAAUGCCGAAGAAGCGCCGGCGAGGGGAAGCGCCGACUCGGUCUCCUCCAUGUCAGGCCGGGGCUCCGCUCCCAGCAGCCCGCCCUCCUGCAGCUCCCGGGCCCAGUCCAUCGAGAGGCUGCUCGGGGAGGACGCCGCGCAGCUGCGGAAGAGGCGAGAGGACCAGAGCGCCACCGGAGGGAGGAGCGUCCCGGCGGUGUCGACACCGGGCAGCGCGGGGAGAAGGGCCUACGGCGCGGCGCCGACGACGUCUCCGAGAGGGACGGCGAUGGGGUUCAAGAAGAGGUUCCUGAGCUUCGGGAAGAAGAACAGAGGCAGCAGGGAGGGCGCUACCACGGUCAUCGUCGACUGCAGCUCUCCGACGAUCGACGACGACGACGGCGCGAACGAGCGGUGGCCGGCCGCCGCCGACUCGAUCAGGCCCAGGAUGCUGGGCUCCUCCCCGGACGCUGCCUCCGACGACACGGAUCAAUAUGCCGCCUCGCCACAGGCCUGCUCUCUGCAGAGCCUCGUGGCUGCUGCUGCUUCUCCUGCAAAGUCUGAGCUGUGUGAGAUAGUUCCACCAGAGAAAUCACCAAAAGCUCACCGUUCGUUCUUCUCGCUCCGGUCCUUCAACUGUGGCCGGAGCUAG
Molecule: messenger RNA, 1914 nt
Organism: Triticum turgidum subsp. durum (durum wheat)
Lineage: Eukaryota; Viridiplantae; Streptophyta; Magnoliopsida; Poales; Poaceae
Source: the annotation of a GenBank genome assembly